UUUGGCGUGGAGAGAGGGAGGCGAGGAGGGCCGGAGGUGCGGGAGCGAAAGUGAUCCAUGGAGUGAGAGAGAGAGAGAGAGAGGGAGGGAUUGACUCUCUGCUUUGGACUCUUUUUUAAAACUGCAAUAAGUCUGCGUCCUCAUCCUCCUUCUCUGCAAAGACUACGAGCAGCAGAUCAGCUCAGAACGACGUGAAGAAAUUGAAGCCCAGAGGAGGAGCUGCUGUUCCAGGGCUGGUCCCUGUGCUCCACAGCAGCUCAGAGCCUGCCUGCAAAUAUAUGUGUGUGUGUUUGCGUGGAGGCGUGAUGAAAGCGCGGGGAGAGGCUACAGGACUGGGCGGAACGUGCACAAUCGGCCGAGGUUCACCGGGACUCAGGCACAAGCAGGCGCUGGCAGCCCGCUGGUGCACGGGACUGUAGUGAAAAAGACUGCGCUCACACUCGCUGGCAGAGUGUAACUUUCCUUUUGACAGGGAAAGUGUAGAAGAAAAAAUAGCGUAGAAAACUAUAAAGCCAUUUUUCAUUUUUUAUCAUCAUUUUUUUCUUUCUUUUCUUUUUUUUUGCACACAUACCUCUUCUUCUCUGCAGCCGCGAUAAAGGACCAGCACAUCGCCCUCCAGCAGCACCAUGAGUCGAUGGCUCAAGUGCACCUCCAUGUACUUCGUAGAACACAGACUGGAAUAAGUAUGAUGACAGGCUGAUGAAGGCAGUGGAAAGGGGAGAGGUGGACAAGGUUGCAGCUGUACUCAGUAAGAAGGGCAUCAUCCCCACGAAACUUGACGUCGAGGGACGUUCUGCUUUUCAUCUUGCUGCCACCAGAGGACAUCUGGACUGCCUUAAUCUCAUCCUUGGCCACGGUGUUGAUGUCACAGCCACCGAUGCCACGGGGAAAAAUGCCCUACAUCUGGCAUCCCGGAACGCACAGUCGUUGUGUGUGCAGAAGCUCCUGCAGCACAGCUGUCCUGUUGGAAACGUGGACCUGCAGGGGAGAACAGCGCUGCACGAUGCUGUAAUGGCCGGCUGCUCCUCCAGUGUUAAACUGCUGUGUGACGGAGGAGCUUCAGUCAAUGCCAGUGAUUUUGACGGCCGGACUCCGUUGGUGCUGGCCACUCAGAUGUGUCAUCCCCGUAUCUGUCAGCUCCUGCUGGAUCGAGGAGCUGACAUUAGAGUGCGAGAUAAACAGAACAAAACAGCGCUGAUUCUGGGAUGUGAAUAUGCCUGUAAGGACGCUGUGGAGGUCUUGCUGAGGAGCGGUGCUGAUGUCACUGCUGUGGACGGUUUCGGCCAUGACAGUUAUCACUACGCCCGACUCAGCAAAAACCAGGAGCUCGUUAGCCUCGUUAAGAGCUACCUGGACAGUGCUAUUAAAGCCAAAGAAGUGGCCCGGAUGGAGCAGAAGAAGAGACAGCUGUCUGUGGAUACAGCGUCCGAGACGUCCUCUAAUAGGGAUCAGAUCAUUCAUGACCUGGAGAAACAAAAUGAAAACCAACAAGAAUCCCUGAGGAAAUAUCAUCAGGAACAAAGAGCUCUGCUGGACAAAGUUCACCUGCUGCAACAGCAGCUCAGUCAGGAAAAAUCGACAGUGGAGGACAUUAACAAGGAGAGGGAACAACUCAAGCUCCUUCUGUCGACCAAAGAGAAGGAGGAAGGAGCCAGGGCUGCAGAGACGGUGAAAGUUCAGCUCAGGAGUCAUAUGGGUGAUUACUCGGGUCAGUCCGUGAUUAAAGGGAAAGAAAAUAUCCUCGUCAGGCAAUCCUACAGUCUGGAUUCAACUCAGAUUUUGCAGCCUCCAGUUCCAUCUCGUUCCGUAUCCCGACCACUGGAGCUUUCUCACCCAGGGACCCCAAGUGAAGUGGACACUCUACGACAGGAGCUGAGCUCCAUCCGUAAGAAGAACGAAACUUUCCAGGAGGAAGCAGGUCGCCUGCAGGCGGCGCUCGCUCGAAAGGCCCAUGAAUGCGAGGAGCUGGCCAAGAGUCGUGAUUUGGCCAAGCACGAGGCCGACCGGCACAUCCAAGAGCUGGAGGGGGCGCUGGGAGACGUACAGAAAAGGAUGUUGGACUCAGAAGCCAAGGUCAAACAGCUGCAAGCCCACGUGGUGGCCGUGAAGGAGCACCUUGGCAACCAGAUGGUUGACGACCUCAAGGCUCAGCUUGGCGAGGUCAAGGCCAAAUACGAGGGUGCUUCGGCUGAGGUCGGCAGGGUCAGGAACCACCUGAAGCAGAGCGAAAAAGCUCUGGAGGAGUACAAGAAAAGUGAAGGGCUUCUGGCGCAAGAGGCAGAGAGGCUUGCAGCUGAGCUGAAUGCGGUGAAAGAAGAGCGUGAGGAGAUGGCUGAGACUCUCCUGGACAUGGAAGCUCGAGUUAAAGAAGCAGAGACCCACCUUGUGGCCAUGGUGCCUGGGGAGAAGUUUGACAAUAUGAAGAACUUGUUGACCAACGCAGUUGAUGAGAAGGAAAGGCAGCUGGCCGAGCUGAGGGAGGACUACGAUCGAGUGCUGGAGGAGGUUGCAGAGCUCCACAGGGAGGUGGGCAGUCAAGAUGUCAUCCCCAUCCAGGAGCAUGAGAGGGUCAGGAUGGUCCUGGAGGAGCAGGGUGCCGCCCUGAAGCAAAAGCUGGCCGAAGUCACCUCCAAGUGCCAGUCGCUAAUCGAUGAAGUUGAGCAGGGUGAGGAUGAGCGAGAGCUUCUCCGAGAGGAACUCCAAGAACUCACGCACAACCUCCAGACGAAGUUUGUUCCCGUUGACGCUCAUGAGGAAGUGAGGAGAUCUCUGGAACUCGCCUUGGAGGAGCUGAAGGAGCAGUUGGAGGAGACUGAGGAGCGGUUGAAGAGGAUCCAAGAGGAGAAGGUCUCUCUGUCUGAGAAUGUGAACAACAUCAAAAGCACUUACAUGCCCCGCGAAAAGUACGACAGCGAAGUGGCGGCACUGUCGUCUCGCAGCACACAGCUGACCAAAGACCUAGAGGAACUCCAGAGGAAGUUCCAGGAGAAGGUGAAGGAGUUAGAGGUUGUGGCAUCCAAGAAUGCGGACCUGAAACGCAGCAUGGUGGAAGAGUUUAUCAGGAAGGAAGUGCAUGAGCAAGUGCGGACCGAGUUGAGCGAAGCUUUGGAGAAAGCAAGGGCUGAAAUUGCGAAGUUGGAGGACGAUGGACGAGUCAGGGAAGAAGAGCUGAGGAAGGUGAAGGAAGGACGUGACAAGUUAAAAGAGGAGUUUGAGAAAGUGCAGGAGAAAUUGGAGAAAGACUAUAUCAGCCUUGUGGAGCACAGGUCUGCGACAGGAAGUUUGAACAGUGCUUUAGCCGAGGCGGAUAAACGAACGGACGAGGCCUUGUCCAAAUAUGAGUCUGUUCAGGUAGAUAACGAGAAGCUUCACCAAGAAAUCGAAGAGCAGAAGAGAGAACUGGACACAAUUCAGCAGGCGAUUCAUUCUAAAUUUGUGCCGUUGGCCACUGUGGAGGAAAAGGAAAGGAACUUUGAUUCUACUUUGAAAGACUUGCGAGAGGAACUAAGUGAAAUUCGGGGGAAGUAUGAGAACACAAAGGCUGAUAUGGAAAGUCAGAGGCAGGAGAAGGAAGCUGUGAAGUUGGAGAUGGCAUCGGUGCAGCAGAAACUGGAGGCUAACUUUGUAUCUGGUGAGAAGUACAGAGAAGCGGAGGACGGCUAUAAAGGUCAGGUGGAGACGUUGAGUCUGAAGUUGGUGGAGCUGGAACAGCAGUACAUGGAAGUGACGGUGCAAAGAGCUGAGCUGGAGGAGCAGAAUGCACUGUGCACGACUGAAAUCCAGAACCUCCAGAAGCGUCUGGAGUGCGAAUACGUUCAGAUGGAACAGUUCGAGGCCAUGCAGAACUCUCUGGGAUCCAACCUGAAGGAAGCACAGGCUGAGUGCGAACGACUCCGAGAGUCCUACAACCUGGAAGUUCAGCGUGUCCGAGAGUUGGAGAGAGAACUGCAGAGUCACAGUAGUGAAGGCCAGACCAGAGAAACCUUGGAACGGGAGUUGGCUGAACUCCGUCUAGCCUUGCGGGAAGAGGAGGAGACCAGCGCCCAGAGGGCCGAAGACGUCGCCACCCUGCAAACCGAGCUGCUCAGGGCCACACACACCUUGGACGACCUCCGCAGCUACGAAGACCAGGUGUCUGAGCUUCGUGCAGAGAAGCAGAGGCUGGAAGAGGAGGUGGCCGGGCUCAACGAUCGGCUCAUGGGUCUGGAAGAUCAGUGCGAGGAGCUCUACAAGGAGCUGGCCCUGGCCAGGGAGGGCGAGAGCAGGGCACGGACCGAGACGGAAAACCUUCAGGCCAAGAGCGCCUCCAUCGAAAAAGAGAUCCGAGAGCUUAAAGAACGAUACGAUGACUCUCUCGUUACCAUCGGAGAUUUGCAGAAGAGAAUUCAGGCUUCUUCAGAGCAGACCGAGGCCAAAGACAAAAGGAUCACAGAGCUGUUGGCGGACGUGGAGAGGCUGAAGCAGGCCCUGAAUGGUCUGUCCCAGCUGGCCUACACUGGCAACACGCCCAACAAGAGACACACACAGCACAUUGACACACUCCAGGCACAGGUCAAGAGCCUCCAGCAGCAGCUGGCUGAUGCUGAGAGGCAACACAGAGAGGUGGUUUCAAUUUACAGAACUCAUCUCCUGAGCGCUGCACAGGGUCACAUGGACCAAGACGUCCAGGCAGCCCUGCUGCAGAUUAUCCGAAUGAGGCAGCAGUUUGUGUGCUGAAACCCUGCAGCCUGAAGACGCCACUGACUCAAAUCCAGUGUUCCUCUAUAGGCUUACAAUAAGACAAAGCUGUGCCCUGGUUCAGUCAGAACACAUUCCCGGCUUUAGACGCGUCCUCCCCUGUGUGGUACAGUGAGCUUCAGUAGAAUCAGAGCCGGUUAAUGUCGGCUGGUGAUUUCCAGCAUUGGUCCUGGCGCUGGCGGUUGCGGUACUGUUGCUCAGAAGUGCUGUAAUCAGGCCUACUUUAAUCCUGCUUUAUAGAAACGCUGAACUACCAGCAGAGCAGUGCUUUGAGUCAGUGCCGAUGAAUGAAUAGAGGGCUCACUUUUGACUGGCAGCAGCAGCAGCAUAAUAACACUGGACUGUAUCACUAAUAAUUUAUUGUGCUGCAGUCGGGCCGCCAUGUGCUGUAGGGCCAUGUGAAUGUUCAUGCUGGAGGUUUUUAAGGUCGCCAUAUGUUUAAAUGAUGAAUUAUUACAUAUUCUGUCAUUAUUUUAUCUGUUAGCUAUUAGUCUACAAUUAGAAUUUGCUAUAAAACUGCUGUCAAGGAGCAGGUCUCCUCCUACCCCUGCUGUAAAAAGGUACCGGGCACAAAAGCAUUGUUUACAAAAGGUCCAAAUAGAGUAAACCCAUAUACAGCCCAUUAAUUUUAAUGUGUAAUUAAAUGAUGAGUUAUUUAGACACUUUACAGCUUUGGAAAAAAAUAAGAGAAUCUGAACCUGAAUCAGUUUCUCUGAUUUUGCUAUUUAAAGGGUUAUGUUUGAGUAAAAUGAGCAUUGUUUUAUUCUAUAAACUACAGACAAAAAUUCAAAACUAAAAUAUUGUAAUUUAGAGCAUUUAUAAGCAAAAAAUGAGAAAUGUGCAGAGCUUUCAGACCUCAAAUAAUGCAGUUUUCAUGCAUCUUGGCAUGUUCCCCAUGUUCUCCUCCACAAGUCUUUCACACUGCUUUUGGAUUUGAAGUUUAUGCUACUCCUAGUGCAAAAAUUCAAGCAGUUCAGCAGUUUCAGGUUUAAAGGCUUGUGAUCAAACAUCUUCCUCUUGAUUAUAUUCCAGAGGUUUUCAAUUUGGUAAAAUCAAAGAAGCUCAUCAUUAUUUUUAAGUGGUCUCUUAUUUUUUUUAAAGGCAUACAAAGUGAUUUAAUUCUUCUGUUUUCAUCAAAAAAGAGAAAAAUCUAAAAUCUCCAAAGCUCCAGAGUUUAGUUUUAUUUAUAGUUCUCAUCUUAGCAUCUUAGCAGCACAUGGUUUAAUAUCUUAGCGAGUGUUUAAUGAUUAUAAAUCAGGUGUGCUGCUGAUGGAAUUGAGCUGUUUUUAAACAGUUUUUUGCUUGUAGAAACAGGACGUUGGUGAGAGAAAUUCAGUUCUUUUUCGUCUUCUAUUGUUUAACAGUGAUUAAACCUGAAUUAAUUUGCUGUAAUUGGUCUGAAAGGCCGUAUCAUCUAGAAAAGUUUUUUUUUUCUUCUUUCUCAGUGUUAAUCCAGACUAUGGGUUUUUUGAUUCGAACAAAAAUGGAAAAUGUCUAAAAUAAGUCCAAAUUAAACAAAGUAGAAAUGGUGUAAAAGAUCUCUAUAAGCUUUAAGCUAUAAGGGCAUAAAUACAUGCAAAUAAAUGAACAAAAUUUAAAUGUGAA
This is a messenger RNA of Astyanax mexicanus (Mexican tetra), 6342 nucleotides long. It is a transcript of the gene uacab, whose product is annotated as uveal autoantigen with coiled-coil domains and ankyrin repeats b. The record is from RefSeq and is a predicted model, not a curated record. Gene Ontology annotation, molecular function: actin binding. Bases 700 to 4716 code for a protein of 1338 amino acids. The transcript is spliced from 19 exons. NCBI's taxonomy places the organism in Eukaryota, Metazoa, Chordata, Actinopteri, Characiformes, Acestrorhamphidae.